ACUGAGAUGGAGGCCCCACUCCCUGGUCUCUCCCUGCUUCUGGUCCUCCUGGCAGUGGGAUGGGGAAGCGGGGCGGUCACAGCCUGGGCAACAUCUCCCGGCGGCUGCGAGUUUGUGCAGAGCACCGCGGACUGCACUGGGAGAUGGCUGAGCUCCGUCCCAGGAAAUCUUCGAGGUGAUACCGAGGAGCUGUUGCUUGAUGACAACACUAUCCAGGUUCUGGGCAAUGCCUCUCUGCUCUCAUACCACCAGCUGCGGUGUCUUGGCUUGACCAAGAACCGGCUGGAGCUCAUCGAGCCAGGCGCCUUCCUGAGCAGCCAGGGCCUCCACGUGCUCUCCUUGGCAGACAACCUCCUUUUCACCAACUACUCGCUGACAGCAGCUGCUCUUUCUGCUCUGCCAGCCUUGAGGACGCUGGAUCUAUCUGGAAACAGGCUCACUGAGGACAUGGUAUCGGUUUUGGUCUGGAACCUGUCUUCCCUGGAGUCCUUGUCUGUGGCCAGGAACAUCAUCAUGAGGCUGGACUCAUCCGUCUUCACAAACCUGACACAGCUGUUGGAGCUGAACGUGGAGAAGAACUACAUCUUUGAGAUUGACCAAGCUUUUGAAGGGCUGCAGAGGCUGCAGAGGCUCAACAUAGCUUACAACUACCUCCCGUGUGUAGUGGAGUUCAGCCUGACCCAGCUCAGGGUGCUCAAUGUCAGCAACAACAUCAUUGAGUGGUUUCUGGCCCUAGAAAGUGAUGACCUCUUUGAGCUGGAGGUGUUGGACCUGUCCCACAACCGCCUCCUCUUCUUCCCUGUGUUGCCUCGACAGAGCAAGCUGCACUCCUUGCUGCUGAAGGACAACGAGAUGAGCUUCUACCAGCGCCUCCCCAACGGCACAUCCCUGGCAGACGUCACGGUGCAGUUCCUGCUCAUUGAUGGCAACUCCACCAACGUCACGACGGUCAGCCUCUGGGAUGAGAUCUGCCACAGCAACCUCUCCUCCCUGCGCCUCCUGGACAUGAGCCAGAACCAGGUCUGGUACCUGCCGGAGGGCUUCCUGGCCCAGAUGCCCUCCCUGACCCACUUGAAACUCAACCAGAACUGCCUAGAGAUGUUUCACCUGUCGGAGGGGGACCCCUUAGCCAUGCUGAUAGAGCUGGACCUCAGCCAGAACCAGCUGGCAGAGCUGGAGGCAGAGGUGCGCGCCGGGGACAUCCUGCCCAACCUGCAGCUCUUCAACCUCAGCACCAACAGGCUACAGGUGCUUCCUCCUGGGGUUUUCACCUACACCAGGAAGAUCGCUACCGUGGACCUCAGCUACAACCGGGUCGACCUCUGUCCCCAGCCAGCUGUCGCAGGCGAGGCAGGGAGUCCCCCCUGCGUGGACAUCAGGGGUGUCGAGAGCUUGACUCAUCUCUCCCUGGCCGGCUGUGGUCUGCGGGGACUGGGCGGCCACCCCUUCCAGGGCACGUCGCUGGUGCAUUUGGACCUUUCCGACAACCAUCAGGCACUGUCCGGGGACCUGGAGUGGCUGCAGGACCUUGCUCUGACGCUGCAGGUGUUGUCUCUGAGGAACACCAGCCUCUCCUCCACCGCAGUGGACUUCUCUGCCUUUAACAGCCUCAUGCGCUUGGACCUGUCGGGGAACUCCUUGACAGUCUUCCCCACCUCGCUGGGCGUCCUGAAACUGCGCAGCCUGGACCUGCGGGACAACUGCCUCCCGGUGCUCCCGCUGGAUGUCAUGCAGACGCCGCUGGGAAAGAGGCUGCGGGGCCCCUACAACUGCUGCACGCUGGGCUGGUGGGACGCCCUGCAGCGAGUCAAAGGGUUGCACAUCCCCGAUGGGCAGGAGGUGACCUGCAGCUACUCCUCCCGCACGCUGAGCCCCAGGGCGCUGCCCGAGCCUGUCCUGCGGAGCUGCCGCUGGCAGAUGGCCGACCUGGCACUCCUCUACCUGGUGCUGGCUCUGCCCACCUGCCUGACGCUCCUGGUGGCCUUCGCUGUCAUCUUCCUCAUGCUCAAGCAAAAGCUGCUGAAAAUGGUGAAAAGCCGGUGCGGAGUCUCCAACCCUUACUGA
This is a messenger RNA of Phaethon lepturus (White-tailed tropicbird), 2064 nucleotides long. It is a transcript of the gene NRROS, whose product is annotated as negative regulator of reactive oxygen species. Lineage: Eukaryota; Metazoa; Chordata; Aves; Phaethontiformes; Phaethontidae. The record is from RefSeq and is a predicted model, not a curated record. Gene Ontology annotation, cellular component: extracellular matrix. Gene Ontology annotation, molecular function: protein binding.